Molecule: messenger RNA, 1430 nt
Organism: Bombyx mandarina (wild silkworm)
Lineage: Eukaryota; Metazoa; Arthropoda; Insecta; Lepidoptera; Bombycidae
Gene: CPG4
Product: cuticular protein glycine-rich 4
Source: RefSeq, a predicted model, not a curated record
CGUGAGAUCAACCGAGAUGAGAUCCUUUGUUUUAAUCUGUGCCCUCGUGGCCAUUGCCGCCGCCGCCAAGACAGAAGACAAGGCCGCACGUGACAAGCGUAGCUUCUUCCACGGACUCGGCUACGACUCCAACUAUGGAUCCACCUUCGGCUACGGCAGCGGCUACCAGAACUUAGGAGGCCUCGGCUACUCCGGCUACUCCUCUCCCUCCGUCUACUCCUCUCCCUCGUCUUACAGCUACUCCACCCCGGCUGUCAGCUCUUACGGCUACACGUCUCCCGCCGUCAGCUAUGCUAACGCUGGAUACCGGUACGCCAGCCCCGCCUACAGCUACGCCGCCCCGGCCUUCUCCGCCGCCAGCUACGCCGCCCCCGUCUACUCCGCCGCCAGCUACGCCGCCCCCGCCUACUCCGCCGCCAGCUACGCUCCUGCCGUCAGCUCUUACGGCUACAGCACACCCAGCUACGCCGCCCCGGCCUUCUCCGCCGCCAGCUACGCCGCCCCCGUCUACUCCGCCGCCAGCUACGCCGCCCCCGCCUACUCCGCCGCCAGCUACGCUCCUGCCGUCAGCUCUUACGGCUACAGCACACCUCAAGUGCGUUACUCAUCUGCCCCAGCAGUCAGCUACUCCAGUUUCACAUCAGUUCCCUCUGUGAAGUACGCAGCCGCCCCCGCCGUGAGCUACUCUGCUGCCCCCGCCGUGAGCUACUCUGCUGCCCCCGCCGUGAGCUACUCUGCUGCCCCGGCUCUGAGCUACUCCGCCGUUGCACCCGCUGUGAAAUACAGUGCUGCCCCCGCCGUGAGCUACUCUGCUGCCCCGGCUCUGAGCUACUCUGCCGUCGCUCCCGCCGUGAAAUACAGCGCCGCUCCUGCCGUCAGCUACACCGCUCCAAUCUCCUACACCGCCCCGGCUGUGAGCUACACUCCCGCCGUACCUACCACAGUCGCCGUCAACAAGGUCGUCAACGUACCCAAGGUCGUGAGUGUCCCCGAGGUCGUGAAAGUGAACAAGGUCAUCAAUGAGCCCCAGGUCGUCACCGUCAACAAGGUAGUCAGCCAGCCCAGCUACAACCUGGGAUACUCCGGCUACACCGGCGGUCUCGCCGGCUACGGCGCUGGAUACGGCACUUACGGAUCAGGCCUCAGCACCUACGGAGCUGGCUACACCCCGUACAGCACCGGUUACAGCACUUACGGAGCUGGCUACACCCCGUACAGCACCGGCUACAGCACUUACGGAGCUGGCUACACUCCCUACAGCACCGGUUACAGCACCCACGGAUCCGGCUUCGGUCCCUACAGCACUGGCUUCGGCACCGGCUACGGAGCCACCUACGCCAGCGCCUGGAAAUGAAUAUUCUAGUCCCAUGAGUUCAUGAACUGAUUACUAUAGCCUAGUGAUGAUAUAGUUUACAAUAAAUAUAAUUGGA